AUGAACAACGCAAACCACGACAACCGCGAGUACAUCAAUCUCGAUCCCCUGCACGAGGACGACGACGACAAUGACCGCAGUCCCAUCGAGCUGCGCAUCAUGACCACGGUGCAAGUCGAGGGCGACAACAACGCCAUAUUACUGACGGCCUCACCAGCAGAGCACGCCAGGGCCAUCGCCGAAGCCGUCACUGCUACGAUCCGCCAGGCUGGGGGCGUGGAUGGUGGCAUACCAAUGAUUGACGAGGAAGGCAGGCCGAGGCCCUUCAAGAUCUACGUCGCGGCGGGUAUGAACAUUGAGGGCUCUGGGAACGUUCUGGGCAACGCAGACCACGUCCUGCUGUUUCUGAGCAGGAAGCGCAAGCGGGAUGACAACGGCGGGAACGAAGACGGAGACGGGGACGGGGCGGUCGCUGACAAGGGAGGCGACGGUGCUGCUGCUCCUCCUCCGCCGAGACGCCCGCGGAGGUCCAGCUUCUGA
Diaporthe citri is the source of this 480-nucleotide messenger RNA. RefSeq lists its product as uncharacterized. The record is from RefSeq and is a predicted model, not a curated record. The transcript has a single exon. Bases 1 to 480 code for a protein of 159 amino acids. NCBI's taxonomy places the organism in Eukaryota, Fungi, Ascomycota, Sordariomycetes, Diaporthales, Diaporthaceae.